Messenger RNA from Pipistrellus nathusii (Nathusius's pipistrelle), 687 nucleotides. The record is from the annotation of a GenBank genome assembly. NCBI's taxonomy places the organism in Eukaryota, Metazoa, Chordata, Mammalia, Chiroptera, Vespertilionidae.
AUGACCAUGGGCGACAAGAAGAGCCCGACCAGGCCGAAAAGACAAGCGAAGCCCGCGGCGGACGAAGGCUUUUGGGAUUGUAGCGUCUGCACCUUCAGGAACAGCGCGGAAGCCUUCAAGUGCAGCAUCUGUGACGUGAGGAAAGGCACCUCCACCAGGAAACCUCGAAUCAAUUCUCAGCUGGUGGCACAACAGGUGGCACAGCAGUAUGCCACCCCACCACCCCCGAAGAAGGAGAAGAAGGAGAAAGUUGAAAAGCAAGACAAAGAGAAACCCGAGAAAGAUAAGGAGAUCAGUCCCAGUGUUACCAAGAAAAACACCAACAAGAAAGCAAAACCAAAGUCCGAUGUCCUGAAAGACCCCCCGAGUGAAGCAAACAGCAUACAGUCUGCAAAUGCUACAACCAAGACCAGCGAGUCAAACCACACCUCCAGGCCCCGGCUGAAAAACGUGGACAGGAGCACCGCACAGCAGCUGGCAGUGACUGUGGGUAACGUGACCGUCAUCAUCACAGACUUUAAGGAAAAGACUCGCUCCUCCUCCACGUCCUCCUCCACAGUGACCUCCAGCGCAGGCUCCGAACAGCAGCACCAGAGCAGCUCGGGCUCGGAGAGCACAGACAAGGGCUCCUCCCGCUCCUCCACGCCCAAGGGCGACCUGUCCGCAGUGAACGACGAGUCUUUCUGA